GUGGGUUUCACCGCAGUGGUAAACGUCUGUCACCUGCAUCACUUCGGGCUUUCCUCCCACAUUAAUGUGACACUGGAAUACUGUUAAAAGCGGCGUUCAACCCAACUCACUCACUCAUAUUUUUAAGUUUUUCUUAGGACUCCGCCAUUUCUGAAAACAACAAUACAUGACUUCUCCAAGUUAACUUCUAGGCCCUAUUUGUUACAAAAACCUUUUAACACAUUAAGUUUUCUUUGAAGGCCCAUUACAGUGUCAUAAAACAAUGUUACGUCAUCUACAUUUCAUCAUUCUAUCUACACAGUAGGUACAAGCUCAUUUUUAUAAAAAAAUAUAAAUAAACAGGAUUCAACACCGGUGAUUGAUGGUUGCUACACACGACACAAACAAGAAAUGGUUAUUUGAUGCUGAUGUAUUUGAAACGCUUAUAAUAGUUGUGUUUUGAACCUUACCGUCGCAGUUUCGGCGACUGUUUGCAGCCUAGUAACGUUUGAAUUACGUUUGUAACAUUUUGGUAAAAUCUAAUUUUCAAGUGUAUAUUUUCUUUUGCCUGACAGUUUAUUAUGUUGGAUAUAUCCUGACGUUCAUAUGUGCUGCAAGCCCUAUCCCUAUUUUGUGUUAGCUGUCAAAAGGAGUAUUGUGAAAUGGACAAGUGACAUAAAAUAAUUGCAUUUCUUAGAAUUACCUACAAAGGACAUUACAUACACCUCCUCAGGAAAAUCUCAUGAAGGUUGUAUUUAUCAAUUCUUCCUAUUAAAUUGAUAGAUGUUUUGUGGUAGAGUUUGUCAUCCUUUUAACUGGACAACCUUAAUGAAGGCUUAGGAAUUGUUAAAAACAUAAGAAAGAGGUAUUUCGAUAUUGUGUGAAUGUGGUUUUGAAAAUGUUAUAUCCUGUUGAACAGUCAUCCCCCCCAUAGAAAUACCUUGUAUUCUGAUAUAUCCUCAACGACUACUGAGCACGGUUUCGAUUGUAAGGUAACUACAUAUGAUAUACCUAGCCCACGUCAAGCACACACCUAUUUAUUAACAUUAUCUGAGAUGCUAUCUUUAUCCACACAAUGGCAGUGUAGGGCCAACUCACUAUUGCUUAACGACCCUUAAAUAAUUCAAACAUUAAUCGAGCCGGUAGCGUUCGUGUUGCGAGCCAGUUGAGAUUAAAAUCCCUGAUAUCUAAUUGUUUUCGUGUAAAUUCUUUAUGAGAGUUCUACGUUCGUAGUACAGUGCAAGUCCUAAUUUGAUUAAGAUACGAGAGAGCGUUGGUUACUAGGAGCCGUGGACAAAACGGGACUGUGUGGAUACAGUGCCUUGAUUUGUGCGUCAGUAUGUGUUGUGUCUAGCAUUUACUUACCUUGGUUUACUUUCAAAUUAUCCCAAUGUAUCAUUGGUAAACUCUUGUUACCUAGGAUAGGAAAUUCUGAACUGAAAUACGGAACUGUGAGUUGCUAUUGACGAAGUACCUCUAGGUAUAUCGCGUUGCCAUCACAACACUCUAUCUUGAUACGCCAGACUAGUUUUCAUUUGAACAAGUAACUUUAUGACGUAAACAUCGUUAUUAUAACAAUUAGAUUAUAUCGUGAGUCAGUAUGGCUGGAGGGAGCGAGAAGAAAGUCAUCAAGGGAAUGAGAGAUGUUCCCAAACGUCCAUCAGAAGAUGAGAAUGAAGAGGAAUCUCUUCCGGCCAUGACAGAGGAGGAGAGAAACUGCCUGAAUGCCAAGAUGCACCUCCUGACACAAACCACAGACGAAGGCACGUCCCUGUACGAUCACCUGGCAGUGUUACUGUCGGGUGCCUUGGAGCAUCAACCGAAGAACUUCGUCGACCACCUUGAGAAGCUUAGUCUGCAGUUGAAGAGGGACAAAGUGAAGGUCACACAGAGUACAGUAAGGUCUAUUCCAACCCCUUCGCCAAGCUACCACCUUGCCAAGGUUGAGCAGAGGCAGUUCCACAAAAUCAGCAAUGAGGAGAUGAACCGACUCCAUGAUUUUCCGGAGGAGAGCCUUCAGGAAGAUGAGAGAUACACCGCGAUUCCGAACCUCAUGAAACAGGCUCACUGCUUCCAGAUGGCCGGUGUUGGCCUGUCGAUGGAGGAGUACACGCGUAUAGCUCUGUCUCUGAGGGAGCUGGUGAAGGUCUGGCCGAUACAGACCGUCCGAUUCUGGGGCAAGGUUCUGGGACUGAAGCAAAACUACUAUGUGGCGGAGGCGGAAUUCCCGGAGGGGGAGUAUGAAACCGACAUCAGUGAUGAGGAGGAAGAGGAAGACGACGAUCCGGCAGAGGAGAGGGAGGAUAGCCUUUUUGACGAAACCACAACCAUAUUGUCCAUGAAGCCGCUCUUCAAGCCCCCACGGAAAAUCCCCUGUGAGACAGCAGGGACAGGCUUGAACAAAAAGGUGUACUUCGUGUGCUCAGAACCCUGUCAGCCGUGGUAUCGUUUACCCCAUGUCACACCUGAACAAAUUGUAGCCGCCAGAAAACUUCGGAAGUACUUCACUGGAUAUCCAAACCAUCAGAUGGUGACGUAUCCACCAUUUCCAGGCCUUGAAAAGAACUACCUUCGCGCGCAGAUUGCCCGGAUCAGCGCCACAACGCAUGUCUCCCCUAUUGGAUUCUUUAAGUUUGACGAGGAGGGGGAGGAGGAAGAAGAGGGGGAGCCGGCGGAGGGUAGCAGGGAAGGGUUCGUGGAAGAUCAGGACUUUGAGGGACUGAGCAUGCGAGACCUAACUGAUCCAGGAAUGGCUACUUGGGUUCAUCACACACCCUUUGUCUUACCACAGGGUCGGAUUACGUGGUACAACCCUCUGCAGGGGCACGAGGGGGAGGAAGAGAACGAGGAAGAGGAGGAAAGGAACGAGCCCGAUGAACCGGAACCGGAACAUGGUCCGCCAUUAUUGACUCCACUGUCAGAGGAUGCCCAGGUUGGGAAGAGUCCGGCUUGGAUUGCCAAGGCGUCAUCGCAGUUUGUCCCAGAAUAUUCAGUAGCUAUUCUCCACUCGAACACAUGGCCAGGAGCGUAUGCCUUUGCUUCCGAUAAAGGAAGGUUUUUUGAGAACGUAUAUAUUGGCUGGGGACAUAAAAACCUUGGCAGCUGUUUCGAACCUGCCAUCCCCGACCCACCAUUGCCAGAGUUCCCGACCGGAAAGGAAGUAAUUGAAGUGGAAGACCCGAAACCGGAAACAGAAGCGGCAGUGCGCUCGGCAAUGCGGGAGAAGGAGUUAGAUGCCGAGGAAGAGGAAGUUGGAGAGAUGGAGGUGGAAGAAGAGGAAGAGGGUGACGAAGAGGACCAAUAGGCAGUUGCAGAGAAACGCGAAGCACUGGCAUUAUUUUAUCAUUUAAUACCUUCGAUAUCAUCUCUAGAACGUUUCUGCAAUAAAACACAUAAAAAGUGGUAGGGGGUGGGAAGGGCAACUAUUUAUCGAAAAUUGAUGCAGGAAUUCCAAGUGACUGUGAAAGUCGUCGGGGUGAUGUGAUCCGUUUUCGGUGUAGAGUUGAAGCCCUUUAAAUACUAGAAAAUAAUCUUUAGCAGUCGAUAUCAAUCGUCUUGAGUUAUUUAAGUAGGUUAAUAACAGUGCCAUAAUUCGUGAGUCAGGUUUAUCUCUAUCACUGGAAUUCGAUGAAUAUAUUUUAACAAUCUUGAUUUGCUCAUUUUGCAUUUGUUAUGACGUGUGGUAGAUGCUGCAACACUGUAUAUAUGUUCAUAACAAACGUGCGUUGAAGUUCACGACACUGUUACUUGGUUUUGAACGUUUGUCAGAACGAAUACUACUACUAUAUAGUAGUUAGUAAACAGACGCACCCAGUGAAUGAUAAUAAAACAUUGAAAACCAU
Messenger RNA from Haliotis rufescens (red abalone), 3821 nucleotides. RefSeq names its product radial spoke head protein 6 homolog A-like. Gene Ontology annotation, cellular component: axoneme; radial spoke. The record is from RefSeq and is a predicted model, not a curated record. Gene Ontology annotation, biological process: cilium movement involved in cell motility; axoneme assembly; cilium assembly. NCBI's taxonomy places the organism in Eukaryota, Metazoa, Mollusca, Gastropoda, Lepetellida, Haliotidae. The transcript has 12 exons. The coding region runs from base 1580 to 3283 and encodes 567 amino acids.